Triticum turgidum subsp. durum (durum wheat) is the source of this 1320-nucleotide messenger RNA. The record is from the annotation of a GenBank genome assembly. NCBI's taxonomy places the organism in Eukaryota, Viridiplantae, Streptophyta, Magnoliopsida, Poales, Poaceae.
AUGGCCCGGCUCGCCCUCUCCGACUGCCGCGGCCUCACGCCGCUCCGCGCGCGCAGCCGCGGCGGCGCCAUUGCGCUGCCGUCGCCUCCCCACCUCGCCGCGGGGCCGCGUCGCCCCGCGGCUGCCGCCAUCCACCGCGACUGGGCGCUCCGCGUCGCCGCGCCCACCCGCCUCGCCUCCGUCUUCGAGGAGGAUAAAAGGAGCCUCGGGGGAGCGGAGGAGGCCGGGAGCUCCUCGGCCGGGUUCAACCCGGGGGCGCCGCCGCCGUUCGGCCUGGCGGAGAUCCGCGCGGCCAUCCCGAAGCACUGCUGGGUCAAGGACCCGUGGCGGUCCAUGAGCUACGUGCUGCGCGACGUCCUGGUCGUGCUCGGCCUCGCCGCCGCCGCCGCGCGGGUCGACAGCUGGCUCGUCUGGCCGCUCUACUGGGCCGCGCAGGGCACCAUGUUCUGGGCGCUCUUCGUCCUGGGACACGACUGUGGGCAUGGGAGCUUCUCAAGCAACCCAAAGCUGAACAGCGUGGUCGGCCACAUACUCCAUUCCUCAAUUCUCGUUCCAUACAACGGCUGGAGGAUCAGCCACAGGACGCACCACCAGAACCACGGCCAUGUGGAGAAGGACGAAUCCUGGCACCCGCUACCCCAGAGGCUGUACAAUAGCCUGGACAAUAUGACAAAGAAGUUGCGGUUCAGCAUGCCAUUUCCCAUGCUUGCAUUCCCCUUAUACUUGUUUGCGAGGAGCCCUGGCAAGGAAGGCUCACACUUCAACCCGAACAGCGAUUUGUUCCAACCUAAUGAGAAAAAGGAUGUGCUAACAUCCACUGCGUCCUGGCUAGCAAUGAUUGGGGUUCUUGCAGGUCUGACCUUUGUGAUGGGGCCUCUUAAAAUGCUAAAGCUCUAUGCAGUCCCAUAUGUGAUAUUUGUUAUGUGGCUGGAUUUUGUCACAUACUUGCAUCAUCAUGGUCACGAAGACAAGGUUCCCUGGUAUCGUGGAAAGGAAUGGAGCUAUCUGCGCGGAGGAUUGACAACACUUGAUCGGGACUACGGGUUGAUCAACAACAUACACCAUGACAUUGGCACUCAUGUCAUUCACCAUCUUUUCCCGCAAAUCCCGCAUUACAAUCUUGUCGAGGCGACUGAGGCAGCAAAGCCAGUUCUUGGCAAGUACUACAAAGAACCAGAGAAGUCGGCUCCUCUCCCAUUCCACCUACUGCAGGUGCUAUCGCGGAGUUUGAAGGAGGAUCACUAUGUUAGCGACACCGGAGACAUAGUUUACUACCAAAGUGAGUCAGAGACGAGUACUUCUGCACAGAGCUCUGAUUGA